This is a messenger RNA of Galeopterus variegatus (Sunda flying lemur), 995 nucleotides long. Its product is annotated as protein broad-minded-like. The record is from RefSeq and is a predicted model, not a curated record. The coding region runs from base 67 to 444 and encodes 125 amino acids. NCBI's taxonomy places the organism in Eukaryota, Metazoa, Chordata, Mammalia, Dermoptera, Cynocephalidae. The transcript has 3 exons.
CUACCUGUUGACAUUGUAGAAUCUGGCAUUCAUCCGAUAUAUUUUUGCAGCACUCACUAUAUUGAAAUGCUGCUGAAGGCUGAGGUGCCACUUGUAUAUUCAGCUUUUCGCAUGUCUGGUUUUGCACCAUCACAGAUUUGUCUGCAAUGGAUAACUCAGUGUUUUUGGAAUUAUUUAGAUUGGAUAGAAAUCUGCCAUUAUAUUGCUACUUGUGUUUUGCUUGGUCCUGAUUAUCAAGUGUAUAUCUGUAUAGCUGUAUUCAAACAUCUCCAACAAGACAUUCUGCAGCACACUCAGACUCAAGAUCUACAAGUUUUUCUAAAAGAAGAAGCACUGCAUGGGUUUCGAGUGAGUGAUUAUUUUGAAUACAUGGAAAUUCUGCAGCAAAACUACCGACCCGUGCUGCUGAGAGACAUGCAGAACAUUAGAGUGCAGAGCACAUAGAUCAUGAGAUGCACUGUUUAAUUUUAUGUUUUAUUUAUUUUUAAAGGAAACAAGGGGAACUUGAUCGUUUUCUAUCUGUAUCUAUAACAACAUAUGCUUUGUGAAUAUACAUAUUGUAAAUCAAUACUGAGAAGUUUUGAAUAUGAUAAUAUAUUCAAGUAGGUAUUAGCUUAAUUUGUGACAUGAAGUGAAUUCAUUUUUCUAAAUUUGUUCUGUAAGGUUGUUUUAGAAUCAGAUCUAGCUUACUUAUAAGUUCAUAUUUGUGUUUAAGAGUUAGACCCACCCUACACCUUUUCCUUCACCAGAUGAUUAAAAUAUUUUUCCCGUGAGUUUGGAAAAAAGAAGCAAUAUUGUAAAGAAUCAACUAGCCAGCGAGAGGCCAUAGAGACAAGGAAAAGCCAGUUGUUUUCUCCAUUUUUUGUGUCUGUACAUCUGAAGGAAAAUAGACAAAACCACAACUGUUAAUUUUUCGUGUGGUGGAACAAAUGAUAUUUACCAUGGCAAGUGGUAGAAAAACUAUUGUCCUCAGACAUAAUUGUUUUUCUAGGAGU